AUGCGUGAUUCUUAUGCACUGGUCACAGUAAAACUUAACAAAACUUUUUCCAAAAAGGAUCAUUAAAAAUUCCAUUUUUCAGCUUGGAAAUUGGUCGGAGAAGCGAGGAUGGAGGUUCGACACACGCUAUGCCAAUCGGUGGGAAUUCGAGAUCGAUCCAGACGCCGAGGAUUUGGAAGGACUUCAUCUUCGAGUUGUCGUUUAUUUGGUGAAUUUUUUUCUGAUUUGGUUCAAUCAAGUUUUUAUCAUAAAAGUGGUAAUAAGUUCGUUUCCAGGAACAGAAAAGUUUCAGAAAAAAAUCUUUUUGCUUUUUAAAAACUCUUUCUACUAUUGAAUUUUUUUAGGUGAAUCUUGAAAUUUUUUUAAAGUUUAAAGCAUCAAAUUAUAAAUAACCUCAAAUUUUUUUAGGCUCUUCUGGACAAUUUACAGGCUUCUUGGAAAAUAAAUAUUUUUAGGAACAACCAUUUGUGAUGAAACGAGGCGAGAACCAGUACGAAGGAUUCUGUAUCGAUCUUCUGAACGAAAUGGCCGCCGUCCUGAAGUUCAACUACACGAUUAUCGAAGUUCAGGAUGGUAGUUAUGGCAUUGAGGUACGGAGAAUCAUUUUUCGAAAGAUGAUUCGCAAUUUUAAAUUUUAUAAAGCUUUAUUCAGCGACUUAUGGUCAAAUCUCUUUGUUUCUACAGUUUCAAACGUUUUCGGUUUCGUGGAAAAUAUAAAUAAAUAAUGUUUGAUCGCAUCCAAUAAUUGCCCGUAUGUAAGGCCACUGACUCUGUUUGAAGCCGCUGCCCUAGACAAACACGACUUAUCGAAGCAGGAUAUGGUAGUAGUCACCUUCGAAGAUACCUGUGUAUUUGCUGACCAUCCUCUCCUUCGAAGCGACGAUCAUGAAACUUUUGACAGGGAAACUUCCGUGUCGUUUGCUUCUUACAGAAGUAACAAAAUCGUUUGUCGCCUGUCGCGAACACGGGGCACGGGAUAUCGCCAAACGAGUCGCGGAAGAGCUGCAAAAUUUUGAAUUUCGGGACUUAGGCAUAUCGCGCUUUUCUACGGCGCAAAUUUUAAAGGCUCAACUGGGUUUGGACAAUUUCAAAGGUUUGAGUGCUCCCUUAAGGGUUUAAAGUGCCUGAAGUGUCCAAGCCCACUUGAGCCUUAGGAAUUGCCUAGGUUUGCCUACUUCUGCACUAGAUUCGAGUGAUUUCCUGAGGCUCAACUGGGUUUGGACAAUUUCAAAGGUAUGAGUGCUCCCUUGGUGCAGUUCAGUGUGUCGUAGGUGCAUCUUUGGCACACUGGACUAGAACGCACCCCAGGUGCAGUCCAGUGUCUCGUGGGUGCAACUACGACACAUUGGACUGCACCGCACUCCAGGGGCAGUCCAGUGUCUCGUGGGUGCACCUAAAAUCCCGAAAAUUUCAAAGUCCCGAAAUUCAAAUUUUUCACCCUUAACUAAGUUUAAACUCCUACAACACCUUUCUCACAACAUGAAAAGGUUUUUUUUAAAUUCAAAGUCGCGAAAAAGUGUCCAAGCCCACUUGAGCCUUAGGAAUUGCCUAGGUUUGCCUAUUUUUUCACAAGUUGCAAGUGGUUUCCUAAGGCUCAACUGGGUUUGGACAAUUUCAAAGGUUCCCUUGAGGAUUCACUGCAACGCAAGUUUAAUAUAUUAUGAAUAAUUAUGUUUCUGGAAUCCGUAUUCGCGGUACAUCGACGUUAUCGCAAAAGUGCUGCGCCGGUCUUGCAGCUCCUUGGCGCGAUUUCGCAAUUUCCUCGGCGCGAAAAUGCGUUUUUUAACAUUUCAAAACUUUUUUGAGUGAAUGAGAAUUGCGGGAGAAAUGCGAUAUCGCGCCAAAAAAGUUCGAGUCCAGCGACAACGCGAUUAAUUUGCCAGAGUGUCAAUGUACCGUCAUCGAGAUCUUUUUUCUAGACAGUUAUUUUUCUUAUAACCGAUUCCAGGACGAGUCGGGACGAUGGAACGGGAUAAUCGGAGCCUUGCAAAGACACGAAGCCGAUUUAUCGUUAUCUGCUGUUACCAUCACCUACAGUCGAGCUGAAGUCGUCGGUUAUACCCUGUCAAAAUCUCCAGUUCAAACAGAAAAAGUUCAGACUUCACACUGCCUUUCAUGCACCUAGGUAUAUCAAUCCUGCUAGCACGAACCAACGAUGAAAGUGAAAAGGUAAAGAGAAAGAGUCUGAAAGGGAAAAGUGAUCACUUUAGGGAUCGUUAUGGACAUUUCUGGAGCCUUUGUCCUUGACUGUCUGGAUGAUGCUUCUGAUCGGAUACAUUGUCGUUUCCUAUGCGAUCCAUCUUCUCGCCAAAUUUAGUCCUUAUGAGUGGUGGGCCUUUUUUUAAAAAUAAAGUGCGACCAGGAAAAUUCUGAACCAUUUUGUGACCUUAGAACCAUUAAAAAAAAACCAUUUUCCAAAGAAAAAGAAUUUUUUCAGGUACAACAUCGAGAGAAUCGACGAGAGAGACCUGGGGAGCAUCGAGAACCAAAAGAACCAGUUCACGGUUCUGAACUCGUUCUGGUUCACGAUGGGUUCCCUGAUGCAACAAGGUUCUGACGUCAUCCCAAGAGCCGCCGCCACGAGACUCAUCGCCGUCGUUUGGUCCGUCGUUUUUGCUUUAUUUUUUUUUCAUCAUUAUUUUCAUGAUUUUUAACAUCCCUGAAAAUUUGAAAGGUGUUUUUUUACUAGCUAUAACUUUUUUCUGUGCUUGAAACGGCCCGCUGCGGCAUUCGUCGCUCUUGAAAACGCCAAAGGGGUCACUAGAGGGACAGCUUUAGGGGUUCUCGUAGGUUUCCCUCAAGGGAGCACUCUACCUCCCUUAUAAGGGGGCACUAGAGCUUUCAAAAGCGGUCAAUCUAGGGGUUUUAUUGAAAUAUAAUCAUUGGGAAUAAACGAAAUUGCUCAGAACCUGAAAAGUUUUUUUUCUAAAAAAAAAAGAACAAAAUUGUAGAAGUCUUCUAUAGUCCCCUAUAGGGUCUACUUGAUCUCAAGGGACUUACGGGUGAGGUCCCAGAUUUUUAUAGGGACCACCUAAAUAUUCCCCCUUAGGAAGCACGUUUUUGUCUACGGAUGGGGGGUGUCUUCUAACCCCUAUAGGGUCAACUCUGACAUUCCCUAGUUUGAGUCCGAAGCGGUCGCAUUUCAGUUCCAAAUUUCUUGCUCAUUUUGUAUGAUUUUUGUUGGAAAGGUCGUUUUUUUUAAAGAGACAGAAACGUGAAGGACCAGGUUCGGAUAUUCCAAAAAAUUGGAUAGUUCAAAUUUUCUUCAGUUGGAUUUUACGCGACCCCUUUGCAUUCAAACUUAUAAAGGCCAGGUCACUAUUGAGAUUCGAGGAAAGUAACCCCUUGAGUGAACAAAGAAGGGCUCCGCAGAGGGCUAAAAUCUAAGUGCUCCCUACAGGGUUCCUUAAAAAAUGUUUUGGAAUGUUCUCUUUGACUUGGCGUUUUUUUCUUGAGCUCGUAUAUUUUCUCUUAAAUUUCAGAUGUAGAUUUAUUUUCAUCAUUUUAUCUACGAUUUCCAGGUGGAUGUUCACCCAAAUAUUGAUAUCUUCCUACACCGCCCAACUCGCCGCUUUCCUCACUGUCGAGAGAAUGUCGACUCCGAUAGGUUUUUCCUUAUUUUUGAAUUAUCUAUACAUAUUUUUUCCAGAAAGUACUCAAGAUCUGGCCAAUCAACAGCGGAUACGUUAUGGGACGCUGAAAAGCGGCUCAACCAUGGACUUUUUUUCGCGAGAGCAAAAUUCCCAUUUAUGAGAGAAUGUUUCUGAAAAAAAUUGUAUUUUUCGAUUUAAGAAAAUAAUAUUUUCAGGUGGUCCGUUAUGGAAUCUUCAUCGCCUGGGGUUUUUUUGUCAACAGCUCCAAGGAAGGUAAGGGUCUACUUUAGUGAGAUUCAAAAAAAUUUAAAUUAGUUCCAAAAUUCAAAAAAAUUCGGAUGUGUGUAAGUUUACGUGCGUAUAAUCAUAGAAAAAAAGAAAUAAAUUGACAAAAUAGGAAUAUCAAUUGACUUUUGCAGUUUCUGGAAGAUUUCUUGUUGACCUAUGAGUUUGGUGGGAAUUUUUUUCCAUCGAUUAUUACUUUAUUGAAGAAAUAAAAAAAUAACAGAAAAUCUGCUCUAGCGGAAAGUUUUCCUGAUUUUCUCGCCACCUUUAUUGAUUUUUUUUCGCUGUGAUAGGUAACGGAAUUUCGUAGAAGCGUAUUGGUGAGAAAAAAAGAAGGGAUUUAAAAAUCCAAAAAAAUUAAAUUUUUUUCAUUUUUCUCAAGUUUAUAAAUUUUUUGAAACUCUGAAAAAAACCUUUUUCAAUAAGAAGUGGUAUUCAAAAAAAGUUUUAUCAGGACAUUUUUUUCUAGGGAUCGCCAGAGUAAAAGCCGGCGGCUACGCCUACAUGAUGGAGUCGUCGAUGCUCGAAUAUUACUUGGAAAGAGAUUGUGAACUUCAGAGAAUCGGAGGGCUGUUGGAUUCUAAGGUUUGAAAAAAAAUAAUUGAAGGAAACCCCCCCCUAAAACUGCGUGCAAAAGUUGGGGUGGUGGGGUGUCAAGUUGGGGUGUCAGACGGUGUAUAGUCGUUUAGAAAAACCAAGAACUCAUUUUUAAACCUAGGUUAUCAAGAAGCAUACUCUACUUAACAACGCUAGAGUGCUUCAAAUACGGUCAACUUUAGGGACCCUUGAAGGUUGUCCUCUAGGGAAUUUUCUCCCUAAAGACCCCUAUAGGGGUACCUAUUUUAUCACUAUAUUUUGUCGCCUAUACGGUGCUUUUUUUUUACCUAACCCCUAAAGGGAUCACUCUGUCGUUUCUGAAUAAUGCUAAAUAUGCAGGGUUACGGUAUCGCUCUACCGAAAGGCUCCCCGCUGCGGGAUAUUCUCUCGAGAACUGUCCUACAACUUCAGGAAAGGACCAUUUUAGAAGCUUUGAAGAACAAAUGGUGGCGAGAUAUGCGAGGUAAGGACUUGCAAAAAAAGAUACAGAUGUCUCUAAAAAGUCAUGACCGCAUUUGGAAUGGCUCAAAGCGUCGCGGUCGCGUUGCGGUUCCAGUAAGGCCUGCAACGGCUUUUUAGAAUGUAUAUUUGUGCUCUAACGCGAAAGCAGUUUGAGGUCGGUUGCUGAAGUGGGGAGCUUGCUUUAAUAACGACCGAUGCUUUUGGGCGCAAGUCGAUUUAGGUUAGAUGCUGAAGUAGGGUUUCAGCAUGUUCUAAUAAGCUCCCUAACCAUGCGCGCAAGUCGUAUUAAGUCGGGUGCUGGAGUAGGAUCUUAGCCGGCUCUAACAAUUCUCGCUGCUCUUGAGCGCAAGCCGUUUCAGGUCGGAUGCUUAGAGUCAUUCCACAAAUUUUUCAAGCCUCAGCUAACACAACAGAAAAAUCUUCAUUUUGGCUACAAUUUUUCUCAAAAAAAUUUGAAAAAUUGAACUUACAGAAGGACCUUCUUGCACUGCGCCAGUAGAAAAACUGCCAUUCUCCCCACCUCAAAAUAUAUUCGGUUCGAAAAAAACUCCAUUUUUAAAUUUGAAUAAUUGAUUUUAGGAAUAUUUUACGUGUUAUUGACGGGUCUGAUCGUGGCUUUCUUGAUCGCCUUGGGCGAAUAUUGUAUCGAAUCGCGACACGACGGUUUCCGCCUUCGGCUCACCAUUUUAGGAAAGGUCAGAGUGUUAAUAAAUUGGUGUCAGAAAAGGGUUAGCUCGUUUUUUCUACGUUUUGGGCUUUCUAAACGAGAGAAAAUCAUUAAAAAUGGUGAAGGAUCGAAAAGAACCUUUUGAUUAAAAAAAAACCGAAAAGCAAAAAAAUAGUAGUUAAAAAAGUAGAAUAAUGUUCGGGACGAUGGACUUUUUUCAAAAACUGUUGCAAAUUAAAAAAAAUAUAUAGAAAGUUUCAACGUUCGCUAAUGACAUUCAACACUGAGAAGUUCAGCAAUUAAAAAAAAAGCCUUUAUAUCACAAAUAAUAAUUAUAUUAGCGAUAGAGCGCGAAUGCUCACUUUAAGUAGCUCACUAGAGAACGUUUUUGAAAAAAAAUUUCUCGCAAGAGAUCUCGUUUUCGAGUUAGGACACUUCAAAAGCCCGAAAUGGCGCCUAAUUUGCGUAUUUUGCACACUUUGAAGCUUCAUAACUCGAAAACAAGAUUUAUUGCGAGAAAUUUUCUUUUCUUGUUCUAGAAUCAGAAGGUCCUAAAGUACACUUAAGGAAAGUUUCAGCAAAAGUUCAACCGGGGGGUUAAAGUUCCCCAGUCAGCUUAUCUUUUUUUCAUCAGAAAAUAGCUAGGUUUUUGGAGGUGAAAUUAAUUCAAAAAUGCCUUUUUUUGCUCAAAUUUGAUAAAAAUCGGCAACUCUGGAAAUUUAUUUGGGCGCCUUCAAUGCUUUGACACGUUCUUCAUACAACCAGAUUUUUUUAGAAGAAUUCUUUAUAUUUUGAACAAGGGUUCGAGUAAAUUAUUUGUUAGGCUAUCAUCUAUUAAUAAAAAAAUGAAUAUUUUGCAGUUAAUCGACUGGUAUCGAAACAGGAAAGGCGGGAUGAGGUCUCGGAGCAAACUGAGGAACGUUCAACUGGACACUGCCGGCCAGGAGAUCAGUCUGUACGUUCUCUUUCCCACUUUUCUUGUUUCAAUUUAUAUUCUCAUGAAAAUAGGGCUUUUCCCCUUAUACUUGACUUGAAUUCAGUGUCCGCAGCCAUUUGGAUUGAUUGAUCGCAAGGUGAGGAAAUCGCAUGAAAAUAUGAGCUUACAAGAGUAGUUAGUCGGCUUCUUCUCUUGGGUGUCUUUUCGCUUUGCUUCUUCUUCUUUUUCUUUCUUUUUACUAACAACUAACUUUUUUUUUAGCACUACUAACCUUGGAAAUUCAGAAAAAAACUUCAAAUUCUUAAUAUAAAAUUGAAUUUUUUUUUUCCUGCGGCUGAUUUCCUGCGGCUUUUUUUUUCCUGCGGCCUAUGCUUCUUUGGGAUUCUACUUCUGCUUUCGCGCGUCAAAAAAGCUUUAAAAAAGAGUUACUGUAGAGCAAGUCCGCAAAAUACUGUGACGUGUUUGCACCAGUUUCAAAAUGACGUCAUUUCCACGUCAAAUCAAGUUCGCAAGUUGUUUUUUCUGUUCUUUCAAUCUCGCCAACGUGAGGAGAAAAUCCUCUCACGCGAUUUUGCGGACUUGAGGCCACCGUGACCCUUUCUCUAACAUUUUGGUGCUUUUUCUGUACUUUCUAACACAACCACAAUAAUGAUAUCGUUGAGGUAAAAAUCACGAUAUCGCUCGAAAAAAUUGCAUUUUUAUACUCUAUGCAGAGUGGAAAUUUUCGCGAUAACUCUUGAUGAAAAAAGAAGCGAUAUCGUGAAUCCUCAGCGAUAUCGCGCCUCGCCCAUCUCAGCAGAGCCCUGCCUAUGAUGGUGUUGCAGAACGGCGCGGGUGCGCGACAAGUCGUCGUCAGCCUCGACGGAGACGCCGAUGAUUCGCGUUGUCGCGUGCGAGGAACGGUCAGUCUCCCGAGGAGAUCGUCCGAGCUCCCAACUGAGCCGCGAGGGCCUCCGAAGACUCAGCCGCAUGCUCCCGGCUCCGCAUCACGAGCAACUCCUCCACUUCCGUCUCAGGGAUUCCUAG
Messenger RNA from Caenorhabditis auriculariae, 7567 nucleotides. Lineage: Eukaryota; Metazoa; Nematoda; Chromadorea; Rhabditida; Rhabditidae. The record is from the annotation of a GenBank genome assembly.